Molecule: messenger RNA, 1200 nt
Organism: Lolium rigidum
Lineage: Eukaryota; Viridiplantae; Streptophyta; Magnoliopsida; Poales; Poaceae
Product: putative serpin-Z8
Exons: 3
Coding region: 1-1200 (399 amino acids)
Molecular function (GO): serine-type endopeptidase inhibitor activity
Source: RefSeq, a predicted model, not a curated record
AUGGAAGAGAUGACGAACCCGACGGCGCAGUCCGAUUCAAUCGGGCUGGCGGCGCUGUCUGCCGGGCUCGCGAGCUGCCUGGCCGAGGAGAACGCGGACAGCAACCUGAUCCUCAGCGUCCUCGGCGCGCGGUCGCGCCGCCAGCUUAGGAAGUUCGUCUCCCGCAUGAAGCAGGACACGCUCAUGGACCAGUCUGGCUCCGGCGGUCCGCGCGUCGCUUUCGCAUGUGGCGUGUGGAGCGACCUCACGUGCCCGCUGAAGGCUGCCUACCGCAGCACCGUCGUGGACAGGCUCAAGGCCGAGGCGAGAAGCGUCGACUUCAUCAACAACCAGGAGGCGGCACGGGGUCAGAUCAACGCGUGGGUCGCGCAGGCCACGAGCAAUCUCAUUGAUUCUGUCUUCGCUCCAGGGUCAAUAACACCGAUUACCCGCGUCGUGCUCGGAAACGCCAUAUACUUCAAGGGCAAGUGGGAUGAGCCCUUCAACAAGAAGUGCACCAGAAAUAAUCCUUUCUACCGGCUGGACGGCAGCAACGUCGACGUGCCCUUCAUGGAGAGCAGCUCGUCCCAAUUCAUCGAUGUGCACAACGGGUUCAAGGUUCUCAAACUUCGGUACCAGAUGGCAAAAGCGCAAGGCCAUGCGGAGAUGUCCUCUGAUCGCAAGAAGCGUAAGAAGGUGUCCUUGGAAUCUGAUGGUCACAAUCAUACACAGUUCUCUAUGUGCAUCUUCCUACCAGAUGCCCUCGACGGCCUGCCGGACCUGAUUGACACAAUAGCAAACCAGCAUGGCUUCCUACACAAGCACCUGCCCAAGAAGAAGGUCAAAGUCAACAAGCUCCAGUUGCCCAGGUUUAAGUUGUCCUUCGAAAGCAGCAUCGUUACCAUUCUAAGCAAGCUGGGGCUUAAAUUGCCUUUCAGUGAUGAAGCCGAUCUAUCUCGCAUGGUAGAGCGCAACAAAUCCAGCUCGCCGUUGGCCGUGGACGAGGUGAUCCACAAGGCAGUCAUCGAGGUAAACGAGGAAGGAACCGAAGCUGCGGCCAUCACCGUGGUACAAAUAGUUGAGCGCUGUGCGAGCUGGCCACGGCCACCUCGUGGAGUGGAUUUUGUAGCUAACCAUCCGUUUGCAUACUUCAUAGUGGAGGAGGCGACCGAUGUAGUUGUCUUCGCAGGGCAUGUCCUAGACCCGUUGAGAGAGAACUAG